Molecule: messenger RNA, 915 nt
Organism: [Candida] anglica
Lineage: Eukaryota; Fungi; Ascomycota; Pichiomycetes; Serinales; Debaryomycetaceae
Source: the annotation of a GenBank genome assembly
AUGGAUACCGUGGUGAUUAAUUCUGUAGCCCUUUUCAACUUUGCAGAUGUGAUAUUUAGGAAUAAGAAUAAAUUUGGAAUACUUUUAGGGGAGAGAAAUGUGUCUAACGGCACAAUCAAUGUGUAUACGUCAUUUGAAAUCGUGCUAGAUAAUUUAAUUGUGGAUGUAUCAUAUCUUAAGACACGUCUUGAUCAGUUUCGCACAGUCUUCCCCCAAUACGAAUUGGUUGGUAUCUAUGAACUAGAUACCUUGUCGCCACUUUCUUCAACAGUGUCUGUAGUUCAACAGGUAGUAUCAUUCCUUGAACAGGAUGAUAAUUUGGUGAUUUUGUUUUAUGAUGGACAACAUGAAUUUAAAAGUCACAAUAUUAUCAAGGGGGAAAUUUUAACGCAACCACUCAGCACCAGCGUGAGACCUACCGAAUCAGAGGAAAUUGUCAAUUCUACAAUCUCAAAUCAUUCGAAAUACUCUAAUGGGGAUGCUUUACUGGCAGAACCAAUAACUCGAAAUGUGAUUCAACAAAAGGUGGGUGAUCAUUGUACAACGACUUCGAAAUCCUUGGACCAAUUGUCCGAUAAAGUUCAAAAAAUUGUUAACUACUUGCAAAAGAAUCAGACAUGCCCCGAACAAGAUAGCAUGAAAUUCAUCCAAAUUCAAAAUUUAACCUCACAAUUGGCCCAUAAAAUAGAGCAAACUUACUCGACAAAGGAUUCAAUUGACUACACACCAAGCAUAUUAACUUCGAAGCUCGGUCUUCUCAACACACAAGUAGAAGCUUUAGAAAAUUUGCAUUCCAAUAUUUCGAGACAAAUAAUUCGUUUUGGGAUAAUAUCACAACAGCAUGACCAAAUCCGUCAGAUAUCGGAUAGAGAUCCAUCUUUAUAUCAGUUUUCUGAUAAACCCAAUCUUUUAUAG